CACAAUUUCGGUUUCUAAAAUUAUUUCUGGUCAAGGUAUUCAGAGCAGGAAAUUUUAAAAGUUAUUUUGGAGCUGCAAUUACUUCUCGAUGGCUCAGGUUUCAUCGACCUACAAGAUCCAGAUUCCAGGCUCAGACAGCAUAUCGUUCAAAGUUGAAAAGAGAGGGCUCUCUUAUCGUCUGCUACGUGCACUCCUAGUCUUUGUUGUGGUGGUCACUUUUAUUGGAAAUGUGAUAUUUAUUUUAGCUGCCUUGGCUGAAAUGAGAAGCCAUUCAUCUGAAGAAGACGUUAAUGUAAGGACAAGAGGUAAAGGUAGCCAGCCUGAGAUACCGGGAGCUGUAGAAAAUGAAGACCUCGUAAUUAAUCUAGAAGUUUGUUCAAGCAAGUCUAAUAUAUCAAUGAAAGUAAAUGGUAAAAAGGUUAGUGAUGUCGCACGUCUUAUCGGGAUUCACGUUGUGGUCCUGAACCAGGCCACCGGGGCUCAAAUGGCUUCGUCAUCCUUUGCAACUUUUACAGAUUCUAAAUAUUCCGACACUUUAGUUCAGUUUCUAAAUGACGUUACACCCGGGAGGAUUCUUUUGUUUGCUGUAAUGGAUGAAGCAUCGCGUGCACUGAAAAACAAUGCACGCAACCUCAUCAAGAGCUACGGCAGUUUGUACAUCAAUCUGCUUAAGUGGCGGGACAUGUGGGCGUUUGCAGUCCAAAAGAGAAAACAUGGCGGACGUGUCCUGGCUGAAGGCUACCAGAAAAACACCAACCCUUAUAAAUGGGCGAGUGACGUUACCAUAUCAACGUCAUUUCUUGCUAGUAAAUCCAUUGGGAACAACUGUAACUGGGAAGAAAAUGAGAGCAACAGAAGAAGGAAGGAAUUCUGUGAGAAAUACGAAGUUUAUCCUUUGAUUUGCAGAUGUGAAAACCCUGUAAGUCUGGAUUUUGAAAACCCGCCAUUCGCCGACGGAAGCAGAAGUCAACUUCCGAUAGCCAUAAUAGCAGGAAAUCGACCUCGUUACUUGUUUCGCAUGUUACAAGGCCUGCAGAAGGUGAUUGGUCUCGACGCCUCUAUGGUAUCUCUAUUCAUUGAUGGAUUUUUCGAGGAGCCUGCUUCGGUUGGGAAGUUGUUCAAUAUAAAAGUCUAUCAACACGAGUCAAUCGGCGCGAAAAAUGCUAGGAUUUCACAGCAUUAUAAGAAAAGUCUGACAACAUCAUUUGACAAUAAUCCAGCAGCACAGUUUCUGAUUAUCCUGGAAGAAGACUUGGACGCGUCGGUGGACAUCUUGAGCUUUUUCCAACAGCUUCUUCYUGUUCUGGAGAAAGACAAGAGUUUGUUUUGUAUAUCAGCAUGGAACGAUCAGGGAUAUAAACACACAGUAUACGACCCGUCAAUGACAUACCGAGUGGAGUAUAUGCCAGGACUUGGAUGGGUUCUGCCUAAGAAGAUCUACAAAGAAGAGCUUGAACCAAACUGGCCGACCCCAGAUAAGCUAUGGGACUGGGAUAUGUGGGUGCGAGGCAUGAUGCUAAAGCAACGAGAGUGUAUAAUACCUGACAUCUCACGAACGUAUCACUUUGGCGACAUUGGACUCAACGUCAACCCUUACUUCCAGAGUCUUUAUUUUAAACGUCGUUCAUUCAACGUCGCGCCUCCAAUGAAACUCAACCCUGAUGUAAUGUACAAAGAAGAGUACGAAAAGGAGAUACGAAGAUUCAUUAGGUCGGCAAGCGUGCUAGAUCACGGCAAAACACCUUGUUCACAUCCAGAUUCGUUUGUUCCUGACACCAGUAACAAAACUUAUGUUUUUUACAUGAAAAUGACAAUAUGGCAAGAUAAUAAAAAUUGGCUCAACGCAGCCACUUGCUUUAAAAUCUGGGAUCUGGACAUGCGCGGGUACCACAAAGGUUUAUUUCGUUUAUGGAUUAACGGGAAUCACGUGUUGAUGGUUGGCUGUCCUGAUUCACCGUACUGUGAUCUCAAGCCCAGUCAUGUAACUCCUGUUGAUAUCCUCAAGAGACAAGCUAAAACACCAGCCCCUCAAAAACGAUCUUAGCGGAUUAAUUAAAAUGAAGACCUGGCUUGAAUAGUAGACUGUGCAAGUCGGCAAGCAGGGAAGGUCUUUAUAGAAGUUUUUACGAGCAACAUCCUCGGUCGUGAAGCACAAAAUUGAAAACAAAAUACAGGUUAUGUGAUUUAUCUGAUGAAAAAAUGAACUGGACGGUAAAUGCAUGUCACAACUGAAGAUAACAGGACUGUUCUCGUAGUCAAGCCAUCUUGUUUCUAGUUUUAGUUACAAUAUUUGUGGUGCUGACUAUGUGGUACUUGUAGCCACCUCCAUCGAUUGGUUGAAGAACACAAAAGAUCUAGACAGAAACCAACCGUACAAAAUAAAAAAAUAUCUUAUUUUGAUGGCUUCAUGUAAAAUAAGUCAUCGGUAAAAUAUCUGAUUUUAGAAUCACUCAUUUAAAUAUUUGUUUUCCGCUAAAGCGUUUUCAACGCAAUGAUUGAAGCGAAAAACAUAAGAGAUUAGUUAAGAGAGCUCCCAGUUUGUUGAAAAGCUUUAUUGUAAUGACGUUUGAGUGUUGUAAAAGCAUUCUGAAACCUGGUUUGAAUCUUGAGCUAUUUUAUGAUACAUUGUUUUACACGAGAACCAGAUGUCCUGAAAGUUUCGAAUCUUAUUUUCCCUCCCAUCAUAUCACAGCAUGGUGACUAAUCCAUAUUCUCUGAUGGUUGAAUUGAAAAAAAGGGACUCCCCUUCUUAAUGAGGUAUGUAAAAGCUACAUUAAAAGCCAU
Molecule: messenger RNA, 2784 nt
Organism: Actinia tenebrosa (Australian red waratah sea anemone)
Lineage: Eukaryota; Metazoa; Cnidaria; Anthozoa; Actiniaria; Actiniidae
Product: protein O-linked-mannose beta-1,2-N-acetylglucosaminyltransferase 1
Biological process (GO): protein O-linked glycosylation via N-acetylgalactosamine
Cellular component (GO): Golgi membrane
Molecular function (GO): beta-1,3-galactosyl-O-glycosyl-glycoprotein beta-1,3-N-acetylglucosaminyltransferase activity
Source: RefSeq, a predicted model, not a curated record